Messenger RNA from Mustela lutreola (European mink), 1014 nucleotides. RefSeq names its product olfactory receptor 9K2-like. The record is from RefSeq and is a predicted model, not a curated record. Gene Ontology annotation, biological process: G protein-coupled receptor signaling pathway. Bases 52 to 1014 code for a protein of 320 amino acids. Gene Ontology annotation, cellular component: membrane. Lineage: Eukaryota; Metazoa; Chordata; Mammalia; Carnivora; Mustelidae. Gene Ontology annotation, molecular function: odorant binding; G protein-coupled receptor activity; olfactory receptor activity. The transcript has a single exon.
CCCAGAUUUCAUUUGUUCAUUUUACCUUGUACCUCUCAGCAGGUUUCUGCCAUGGGUGACAGGGGAACAAGCAAUCACACAGAAGUGACUGACUUCAUUCUUGUAGGCUUCAGGGUCCGCCCAGAACUCCACAUUCUCCUUUUCCUGCUCUUUCUGCUUGUGUAUGCCAUGAUCCUUCUAGGGAAUGUGGGGAUGAUGACCAUUAUUAUGACUGAUCCCCGGCUGAACACACCAAUGUAUUUCUUCCUAGGCAACCUCUCCUUCAUUGAUCUCUUCUAUUCUUCUGUUAUUGCACCCAAAGCUAUGAUCAACUUCUGGUCUGAGAACAAGUCCAUCUCCUUUGCUGGCUGUGUGACCCAGCUCUUCCUCUUUGCCUUGUUCAUUGUGGCUGAGGCAUUUCUCCUGGCAGUCAUGGCUUAUGACCGCUUCAUUGCCAUCUGCAACCCACUCCUCUACUCUGUCCAGAUGUCAACUCGUCUCUGCAUUCAGUUGGUGGCUGGUUCCUAUUUUUGUGGCUGCAUCAGCUCGAUUCUUUUGACCAGUGUGACAUUCACUUUGUCCUUUUGUGCUUCCCGAGCUAUCGACCACUUCUACUGUGAUUACCGUCCACUUCAAAGGAUUUCUUGUUCUGAUCUCUACCUUCAUAAGAUAGUUUCCUUUUUCUUAUGCAGCAUUAUUAUUUUGCCUACCAUAAUUGUCAUUAUUGUGUCCUAUAUGUAUAUUGUGUCCACGGUUCUAAAGAUGCGCUUCUCUGAGGGACGUAAGAAAGCCUUCUCCACUUGCAGCUCUCACCUAGGAGUCGUGAGUGUACUGUACGGUGCCAUCGUUUUUAUGUAUGUCAUCCCUGACAGAUUUCCUGAGCUGAGUAAAGUGGCUUCCUUAUGUUACACCUUAGUCACUCCCAUGUUGAAUCCUUUGAUUUACUCCCUGAGAAACAAAGAUGUCAAAGAAGCUCUGAGAAAGAUUCUAGAGAAAAAAAUAUUUUUAUUUAACUCUAUCUUAACAAUAAUAUAA